Cyprinodon tularosa is the source of this 3664-nucleotide messenger RNA. RefSeq names its product otopetrin 1 (gene otop1). Gene Ontology annotation, molecular function: proton channel activity. The coding region runs from base 697 to 2451 and encodes 584 amino acids. The record is from RefSeq and is a predicted model, not a curated record. Gene Ontology annotation, biological process: proton transmembrane transport; inner ear morphogenesis. The transcript is spliced from 6 exons. NCBI's taxonomy places the organism in Eukaryota, Metazoa, Chordata, Actinopteri, Cyprinodontiformes, Cyprinodontidae. Gene Ontology annotation, cellular component: membrane.
UUCAUGCACAGGUCAUUGUGAUUGCGUUUAAAUGUUCCUAUUUGAUCAUGUGAGCGAUCUGCCUCUAGGAUGUAGGCCAUCAUCUACUAUUGUUUAAUAGUGUGAACUGACCAUCUCCUCUUUCAACACAACUCCUGGAGACCUGCCAGCGAAAAGACUGAGAAAAGGUGUGAUGCCAGUUGGACUGAGACACGGGAUUUACACUAUACUUGCCUGCCUGUUAUGUGGUGUAACUUUACAUUUGGGUUCUUGUUUAGACAAUGAAUGGUUGGCAUGAGUGCCAAGAAGAGAUCAACCAGUUUCUUAGAAACACAUGAGUGUUUCGACAAGGUAGACGGUAGGGAUCAGUUUGGCUGUAAUUUAAUCCCUCAUUUGAUGUGACUCAGCGGGUUUAUGAGACGGACAUAUAUUUGCGCUCUGGGGUUUGGCCCACUGGCUGACACUGGCAUCUAACAGGUCCAUUCUCGGAGAGGCUGCACACUGGAGCUUGUGCGUAACCACUGAGCCGGACCUCCAAGAUCGAGUUUAUGUUUGGCAUUCGUCGUAUCCGCCUGAUUCAACGCUCCGUGGAAACGCGCCUGGUCUCCCUCUAAUGCACUUAUAGCGCACAAAACUUUGCUCCCCCCCCCCCGGCUUCUCACACCGUUGCAGUUUUGCACAUUUAACUAGAUUUUGGAGCACAGCGGCCUCAACACUAUGUCCCCGAACAAGUAUUGCCAAAGCUCCUCUUCCUCCUCAUCCUCCAGCUCCAUCCGGGACAAAAAGAUAUUUGCCAAACUAAAGCUCAACCUGUCUGGAGACUAUCCAAGGAAGAACGCGGAGCUGCUCAGCGCUCAGUAUGGGAUCAACCUGCUGCUGAUCGGGGUGGCGCUGAUGCUGGCCAUUGCGCACCAUCACCCCUCCGUUAAAGAGAAGGACCUGCUGUCCUUCACCACCGGCCUCAUGAUACUGCAACUGAUCUGGAUGAUGUGGUAUAUCCUGGUGCGGUACAGCCAGAAGAACGCACGGGCAGAGAGGGAUGUCAACGCCACUACAUGCUGGAUAAGAGGUGGUUUAACUCUGCUGGCUGUCCUCUCAUUGAUCAUGGAUGCCUUGAAAAUUGGAUACUUUGUCGGAUAUCAAUCAUGUUUGUCAGCAGUGCUCGCUGUAUAUCCUGUCAUCCAUGCAACACAUACAAUAGCACAGGUACAUUUUCUUUGGUUCCACAUCAAGGACGUGAUCAAGAGCUUUGAGACAUUUGAAAGGUUUGGAGUGAUUCAUGCAGUCUUUACCAACCUCCUCCUGUGGUGUAACGGUGUGAUGUCAGAGACCGAGCACUUCAUGCACAGCCACUUUAAACGAAUCUCCAACUUGGAAUUUGAAAAUAUCACUGAAGAGAAGUCAGAGCCACCUUGCAACUGUACAACGAACACAUGCUCCCUGUUCUCCAAAAGCUUCACUUAUCUAUUCCCUUUCAACAUUGAAUACCACAUCUUUGUGUCUGCUCUGCUUUUCGUCAUGUGGAAGAACAUCGGGCGCACCAUUGAUAUGUCCUCCAACAGAAAAAGUCUGGUCACCAAAACACAGGGAUUGAUCUUGGGCCCCAUACUGGGUCUCCUUGCACUCGUCAGCACUAUUGGAAUACUGGUGGUCUACAUUACACGUGUAGAAGGCUCCCCGGAAAUACGGCAGUCAUCCAUUUCUAUGUUCUACAUUUAUGGUAUUGUUAUGCUGGCUGUCAUGUGUUCUGCUGGGGCUUUAGGUCUGGUCAUAUACCGAGCAAACCACAUGCCGUUUGACGCAUCAAAGAACCCUUCAAGACAGCUUGACACAGAGCUUCUGUUUGGAUCCUCUCUUGGCUCCUGGUUCAUGUCCUGGUGCAGCAUUGUGUCAGUUUUCAGCAGCCACAGUGAGCCUCCAUACCGCUGGACAAACCUAAUUUAUUCCCUCCUAGUUAUUCUUGAGAAGUCCGUCCAAAACCUCUUCAUCAUUGAGUCCCUUUAUCGCGAGCAAGAGAGUGCUGAGAGGGCAGACCCAGAGCUGCCCGCUGCUCCGGAAGUGUUCUCAGUGUCCUCACUUCUGCCUCCUCUCAACGGUAUCAUCAACCAGGCUUAUGAGUCUCCAGGCGGGAGCAGUGGUUCCAUGGUGAACGAGCAGGAGGAGAAUGGACAGGUGUACGGAUGUCGGCGAAAGCAGUCGGAUGUGCCGCUGCCUGUAGACACUCAGGUUGUGGAACCCCUAAAUGUGAAGAGGCUGGUGCUGAAGAACAUUGCUGUUCUACUGUUAUUGUGCAAUAUUUCGCUGUGGAUUCUUCCCGCCUUUGGCUGCAGGCCACAGUACGACAACGGGUUAGAAGAGGAGACGUUUGGCUUCACCUCUUGGACCACAGUUCUCAAUUUUGCCAUUCCUCUGAACCUUUUCUAUCGCAUGCACUCUGUGGCCUCCCUGUUCGAGGUGUUCCGUCGAGUCUGACCAAAGAGUCGGUGAAUGGUUCUGACAAGGUGCACAGAAAUUCUUGCCUGUAGAAGCCUAUGCAGGUUCGCUGUCCUGGAGGCCAUCAGGGUCCCUCCUGCAGCAGACCUGAACUUAAUCCAUUGAGACAAAAUACACUUUUGAGAGAAACCAUUUAGCCUGUGCUCCUUGAAGAAUAACUGAAAGCUUUUUAUACAAGCUUAUGGGGGAAAAUAUAGACAUUCUGCUAUUUUUGGGGGACCCUUUUGUAUUUUCUUGUACUCUGUUCUCCCCAUUUUUUAGACUGGGUUACCAUUUAACAUAUAGACCUGAAUGAUUAAUCUGGAAUGAAGAUUAAAUAUUUUCAUAACUGUGACUCCAGAUUAUAUACUGUUGACUGAAUCUGAAAGUUAACAGUAUACCAACUGUAUAUAAUGUAAAUGGUAAAAGUUCUCACUUCUCUAUAUUUAAAGUAAAGAUAGAGUAGUGGAACAUAAAAUAUAGUAGAACUAUAUUAUAAUCUCAUUGCUAUAUUUUUAGGUUUUGUUUUAUUUGAACUUAAGUUCUCAGAAGUAGCUCCUUUGACUCUUAGCGAGGGCAUCAGAGUGCUUAUACACUUACAUUUUUACCUGUAGAGCUGAUUAAAAGCUAUACUCAAAUAUAUUCCUGUUUCCCUGUGAGAAGGUACGAUGUAUGUUAACAUGCAUAAGGAUGGGCACUUUUUAAAUUCUCUACUAGCAAAUAUUAUUACCGCCAUUACCAGUCACCAGAGAUGAAUGUUUACCCCUGAUGGAAAUGCAAUACAAUCAAUCACAGUCUGUGACAGAACUUUGCACUAAUGACAUUUUUUUCUUACAUUUGCUGAAGGCUUUAUUCAGGUGUCCAAAUAAGUUCUCAGUCUGGUGCUAUCCUCCCUCUGGGAUUCAAUAUGUGCCAAGUUGUGGGAAACAAACAAAAAAAAAUGUAUUUUUUGUGCUUUUAGCUUGUUGCUCUAGGGUUGUGGGUACUAAAGCUUUAAUCAAAUUCCCUUCAGAUACUGAUAUCAUUGUGUUCUUAUAAGAAAUUAUGUGUAUAAAUAUGAAAUUGUGUGUAUAUUUCCUGUUGAUAUAAAAAUAUUUUCCUUUUUAAAACUUAAAGACUUAUUGUGCAUCCAUUAUCUUUAGUUUUACACAGUGCAUCAUAAGUAUUCAUCUAAUUUGAAAAUGUAUUUGUUACAUUGAAAACCAUAAACAUG